AUGCUGCUCAGGGCAGCACGCUCACCAUGCUGGCGCCCGGCCGCACGAAUCGCACGUCCGAGCUUCGCCGGCCGGACACAAUGGACAAGACUGGGCCACGGGACACAGCAGCUCCGGGUAUUCACAUCAAAUGGUGGCCCUCUACGAAAAGACGUCAAAGACUCAGACUCGCCAUCCGCAAAGAGCAGUCGCGCGUCUACAUCGCCGGUGUCGCGACUAGCAGCCGCCGAACUGGUCCAGACCUCGAAGGAGGGCGAUGGAAAGACAGCGACCAAGAAGACCUUGUUGAAUGAAUCGGCGAUGGGUACGAAAGAGCAGAGGAAAGCCGACUGGGCGAUCAUGAAGGAAAUGGCCAAGUACUUGUGGCCCAAGGGCGACUGGGGUACUAAGCUUCGUGUUGGAACGGCAUUGUCGUUGCUGGUUGGAGCCAAGGUUCUGAAUGUCAACGUUCCUUUCUACUUCAAAAACAUCGUGGACUCGAUGAAUGUGGAUUUUGCGUCUCUCGGCGGGACCGCGUAUACAGUGGCCGGGUCAAUGAUCAUCGCCUAUGGCGCGACCCGCAUUGGAGCAACAAUAUUCCAGGAGCUGCGAAACGCGGUGUUUGCCAGCGUGGCGCAAAAAGCCAUUCGGAAAGUGGCACGCAAUGUCUUCGGACAUCUCUUGCGACUGGACCUCAACUUCCAUCUCUCCCGCCAGACUGGCGGCCUCACCCGAGCCAUUGAUCGUGGAACCAAGGGUAUCAGCUUCUUGCUGACCUCCAUGGUCUUCCAUGUGGUCCCAACCGCCCUGGAGAUCUCUCUUGUGUGCGGCAUUCUGACCUACCAAUAUGGUCUCCAGUUUGCUGCCAUCACGGCAACCACCAUGGUCGCAUAUACCGCAUUUACCAUCACCACCACGGCGUGGCGCACAAAGUUCCGGAGACAGGCCAAUGCGGCCGACAAUCGUGGAGCCACAGUGGCUGUGGAUUCGUUGAUCAACUACGAGGCCGUCAAGUACUUUAACAACGAGAAGUUCGAGGUGGCACGUUACGAUAAAGCAUUGAAAAACUACGAAGACGCAUCCAUCAAGGUGACCACGUCCCUGGCAUUCUUGAACUCGGGCCAGAACAUGAUCUUUUCCUCUGCGCUGGCCGCAAUGAUGUAUCUGGCUGCCGACGGGGUCGCGACUGGCUCACUGACCGUGGGAGACCUGGUCAUGGUCAAUCAGCUCGUUUUCCAGCUCUCCGUGCCACUCAACUUUCUGGGCUCUGUAUAUCGGGAGCUGCGCCAGUCUCUGCUAGAUAUGGAGACGCUCUUCAAUCUGCAAAAGGUCAACGUGACAAUCAAGGAACGGCCCAAUGCCCAACCCCUGCAACUGAAGCACGGCGGCGCGAUCCGCUUUGAGAACGUCACCUUUGGCUAUCAUCCGGACCGCCCGAUCUUGAAGAAUGCGACGUUCACCAUUCCCGCCGGGAAGAAAUUUGCCAUUGUCGGCCCUAGCGGCUGCGGCAAAUCGACCAUCCUGCGCCUACUCUUCCGGUUCUACGACAUCCAGUCCGGCCGCAUCUUGAUUGACGGUCAAGACAUUCGGGAUGUGAGCCUCGACAGUCUGCGGAAGGCCAUUGGCGUGGUUCCACAGGAUACGCCGCUGUUUAACGACACCAUCGCUCACAACAUCCGAUACGGGAACAUCGAGGCAUCCGACGAAGAGGUGCGCCGAGCCGCCGAGCGCGCACGCAUCAACCAACUGAUCGAGCGCCUGCCCGAGGGCUACGAGACGGCGGUGGGCGAGCGUGGCAUGAUGAUCUCGGGCGGCGAGAAGCAGCGCCUGGCCAUUUCGCGGCUGCUGCUGAAGGACCCGCAGCUGCUAUUCUUCGAUGAAGCGACUUCUGCGCUCGACACGUACACGGAGCAGGCGCUUCUUCAGAACAUCAACAGCAUUCUCAAGGAGAAGAGCCGCACGAGUGUGUUUGUAGCUCAUCGGCUGCGCACCAUCUACGACAGCGACCAGAUCCUCGUGUUGAAGGAAGGGCAGGUUGCGGAGAUGGGGUCGCACCGCGAGCUGUUGGAGCUGGAUGGGAUCUAUGCGGAGCUGUGGAAUGCCCAGGAAUUAUCACUGACGCAGGAUUCCGACGAGACCUAA
Molecule: messenger RNA, 2121 nt
Organism: Penicillium lagena
Lineage: Eukaryota; Fungi; Ascomycota; Eurotiomycetes; Eurotiales; Aspergillaceae
Gene: atm1
Product: ATP-binding cassette Fe/S cluster precursor transporter ATM1
Exons: 6
Coding region: 1-2121 (706 amino acids)
Biological process (GO): intracellular iron ion homeostasis; transmembrane transport
Cellular component (GO): mitochondrial inner membrane
Molecular function (GO): ATP binding; ABC-type transporter activity; ATP hydrolysis activity
Source: RefSeq, a predicted model, not a curated record